GCGGGGACUCGCUCCUCUGCUAAAUCUCCCGCUCUCUUCGAUCUCCAUUUGCGCGUUAAUAUCACUCUUUCCUCUCUCACAAUUCUUCUCUUACAUUCUUCCCCUUUUUUUCCAGAUCUUCACCGCUCUCUCCUCUCCCUUCUUUUCUGUGUCUGAAAAAACAUUAGUGUUUCCAUCGGCAUGGAUGAAGAGUACGAUGUCAUUGUUCUCGGCACUGGUCUUAAAGAAUGUAUUCUCAGUGGCCUUCUCUCCGUCGAUGGCUUAAAAGUACUACACAUGGACAAAAAUGACUAUUAUGGAGGAGAGUCCAGCUCUCUCAAUUUGAAUCAGCUGUGGAAGCGGUUCAGGGGAGAGGAGCAUCCGCCUGAGAGUUUAGGCGCGAGCAGAGAGUACAACGUUGAUAUGAUCCCAAAGUUCAUGAUGGCGAAUGGAACUUUGGUGCGCGUCUUGAUUCAUGCGAAUGUCACCAAGUACCUCAACUUCAAGGCCGUAGAUGGUAGUUUUGUCUACAAUAAAGGAAAGAUCCACAAGGUCCCGGCAACUGAUGUGGAGGCACUGAAAUCACCACUAAUGGGGCUAUUUGAGAAGAGGCGGGCGCGCAAGUUCUUUGUUUUUGUUCAAGACUUUGACGAGAGUGAUCCCAAGACUCAUCAUGGGAUGGAUUUGAACACCAUUACAGCGAGACAGCUUAUCUCAAAGUAUGAACUGGAAGAUGACACGAUUGAUUUUAUAGGCCAUGCUCUAGCUCUGCAUUUUAGCGAUGAAUACUUGGACAAGCCAGCCCUCACAUUUGUCAAGAGAAUGAAGCUGUAUGCAGAAUCUUUGGCACGAUUUCAAUCCGGAUCUCCUUACAUCUAUCCCAUGUACGGCCUGGGAGAAUUGCCUCAGGCAUUUGCUCGUCUGAGCGCAGUUUAUGGUGGGACUUACAUGUUAAACAAACCAGACUGUAAGGUGGAAUAUGAUAAUGGAGUAGCAAUUGGAGUAACAUCUGAAGGAGAAACAGCUAAAUGCAAGAAAGUUGUCUGUGACCCCUCAUAUUUAUCCGAUAAGGUUGAAAAGGUAGGCAAAGUUGCGCGUGCUGUCAUUAUAAUGAGCCACCCUAUCCCAGACACUCACGAGUCACACUCAGCUCAAGUCAUCAUCCCACAGAAGCAGCUUGGCCGUAAAUCAGACAUGUAUCUGUUCUGCUGUUCGUACUAUCACAAUGUGGCGCCAAAAGGCAAAUACAUAGCUUUUGUUUUGACAGAAGCUGAGACUGACAACCCGGAGGCUGAGCUGAAGCCCGGGGUGGACCUUCUCGGACCAGUUGAUGAGAUAUUCUAUGAAACCUAUGACAGAUACAAACCUACUAAUGACUGUGAUUCUGACCAUUGCUAUAUUUCUAUGAGUUAUGACCCAUCCACACACUUUGAGUCCACUGUGGAGGAUGUUUUGGCUAUGUACACCAAGAUAACUGGAAAGGUUCUUGAUUUGUCAGUGGAUCUUAGUGCAGCAAGUGCUGGUGAACAAUGAGCUGCCUAUUUGCACGCCUCGAUUUUGCAAGCUUUAAACUGUGCACUUGUGCCUCAUUACAUGAGUAGCUAAUUAAUGCGGUGAUUUACAAGAAAGGAUCCAAUCCCAGCCUUGAGGAAACUAGUACAUGCUCCUCCUCAGCUUCACACAAGUUCAAGUUUACCAGAUUCUUCAAUGUUUGUUUUGGUUUUGCAUUUUUCUAGUAGCAAUUAAUAAGAACAUUGUUUUCUGCUAAGUGAUUUUCAUUUGUAGUGAAACAAGCCCUCUGCAUUUUUGCCAUGGAUGAGGAUAGGGUUGGUUCCAACUCAACUUACCAAUUUUAUGUCUGUGCUAGUUAGCAUUCCAUUUGAACUCUUAUCAUCAAUCUGGUUUUUUUAUUUUUACUUUUACAAGUGAGCUCAA
This is a messenger RNA of Salvia miltiorrhiza (redroot sage), 1914 nucleotides long. Its product is annotated as guanosine nucleotide diphosphate dissociation inhibitor At5g09550-like. Gene Ontology annotation, cellular component: cytoplasm. The record is from RefSeq and is a predicted model, not a curated record. The transcript has 13 exons. NCBI's taxonomy places the organism in Eukaryota, Viridiplantae, Streptophyta, Magnoliopsida, Lamiales, Lamiaceae. Gene Ontology annotation, molecular function: Rab GDP-dissociation inhibitor activity. Gene Ontology annotation, biological process: protein transport; small GTPase-mediated signal transduction; vesicle-mediated transport. Bases 181 to 1512 code for a protein of 443 amino acids.